This is a messenger RNA of Amaranthus tricolor (Joseph's coat), 1579 nucleotides long. Its product is annotated as tetraketide alpha-pyrone reductase 1. Gene Ontology annotation, molecular function: oxidoreductase activity, acting on the CH-OH group of donors, NAD or NADP as acceptor. The coding region runs from base 435 to 1409 and encodes 324 amino acids. The record is from RefSeq and is a predicted model, not a curated record. The transcript has 7 exons. Lineage: Eukaryota; Viridiplantae; Streptophyta; Magnoliopsida; Caryophyllales; Amaranthaceae.
CGAACUAAUAAAAAAUUAAAUAAAAGCAUCAAACAAUCCGCUUCUCCUCCCUCUGCUUAUCAGCUUGUGAUUCAGCGCCACCACGUUCCGCCGACAAUGACAACUUCACCACAAGUGCCCCCCAUCUCAUAAAUGCAUUCAUUCAUCGGAGAAUUGUUGAAAAUCUUACCUCUAACUCGUUGUAUUACCUUCAUGAAGAAGAAAGAAGGAAGGAAUUCUACAUGACUGAUCUACUUCAAUAACCGAACUCCCAUCAUUCAAUGUGAAAGAAAUUUUGCAUGGCCUAUUUGUCACAAGCAUAUCAUGUUUUACCAUCCCUUUAACCAACCAUGUACCUAAGUAGAAAAGGAGGAUGAAAGUAAAUGAUGAGGCCCCAAUAUAUAAAACAUGGGCCUUUUGGGGAGGUCAAAAAUGCAUAUUAUUUGGCCUAAAGGAUGGACAAGAAGCUGAAAAAUAAAGGUAAGGUUUGCGUCACUGGGGCCUCAGGGUUCGUAGCGUCUUGGCUCGUCAAGCGUCUUCUUUCUUCUGGCUAUUUUGUCGUUGGAACAGUAAGGGACCCAGGAGAUGCCAAAAAAUUGGAGCAUUUGUGGGGGCUUGAAGGGGCGAAAGAGAGGCUGAAAUUAUUUAAGGCCGAUUUGAUGGAAGAAGGAAGCUUUGAUGAAGCAAUCAUGGGCUGUGAGGGUGUUUUUCACACAGCUUCCCCUGUAGUAGGAAUUUCGUCAAAUCCAAAGAUCGAGAUAUUGGAACCCGCAGUAAAAGGAACUUUGAAUGUGCUGGAGUCAUGCAAGAAGAAUCCAUCACUAAGACGUGUGGUUUUAACCUCAUCUUCUUCGACUGUUAGAAUAAGAAUGGAUAUUGACCCGAAUGUCCCUCUUGAUGAAUCAGUUUGGAGCUCCACAGAAGUUUGUGAACAUUUCCAGGUAUGGUAUGCACUGUCCAAAAUUCAGGCAGAGAAAGUAGCGUGGGAGUUCUGCAAGGAGAACAAUAUUGAUUUAGUGACUGUACUUCCUGCUUUCGUAAUUGGACCAAGUCUCCCUCCUAACCUUUGCUCUACAGCCUCUGAUGUGCUUGGCUUGUUUAAAGGUGAAACAAGAAAAUUCGAGUUUCACGGAAGAAUGGGGUAUAUUCACAUUGAUGACAUAGCUCUAUGCCACAUUUUGGUUUAUGAACACAAAGAAGCUCAUGGUCGUUAUCUAUGUAGCUCUACUGUGAUGGAACAUUAUGAACUAGCAUCCUUUUUGGCAUCUCGAUAUCCUUCUUAUCCUAUUCCAAGAAGUUUUACAAAGCUGGACAGACCAUCCUACACCUACAACACUUCCAAGAUUGAGAGUUUAGGAUUCAAGUUCAAGACGAUGGAAGAGAUGUUUGAUGAUUGUUUGAACUCACUUAUAAUGCAGGGCCACCUCUAAUCGCCUCGGAUAUUUGUUGUGACUUUUAUAUUUCCCUUUGUUUUCUUUGGUAAAAUAUAUACUGUGGACUGUAGAAUUGAGAUCAUAGUACUUGAAUAAUGUUCUGGUUCAUGGUAUCCAAGAAUUAGUAUGAACUUUUGCCACAUUAAACCAAGUUAUAACCCACACUA